Mizuhopecten yessoensis (Yesso scallop) is the source of this 2245-nucleotide messenger RNA. Its product is annotated as inhibin beta A chain-like. Gene Ontology annotation, biological process: SMAD protein signal transduction. Gene Ontology annotation, molecular function: growth factor activity; cytokine activity. The coding region runs from base 233 to 1426 and encodes 397 amino acids. The transcript has 2 exons. Lineage: Eukaryota; Metazoa; Mollusca; Bivalvia; Pectinida; Pectinidae. The record is from RefSeq and is a predicted model, not a curated record. Gene Ontology annotation, cellular component: extracellular region.
GCUGUGCGGGAGUCCGUCUGUGGAGUGCAGCUCCGAGUCAGUGGCAGUGAUAGGUAUUUAUGAUAAAUUAGCGACAAUUAUGCCCGGCGCUAGCGAAUCGGAGGUAUUUUUAUACUCACUGCCAAGGCUUGUGUUUACACAAGAAACGGUAGGAACAGUCGGUCUACAGCUCCAUCAGUAACCCUACGGCCUCCCCACGCUGUGCAGCCGGCACAAUCCCGACAAACUAGUGAUGUAUGGUCACGUGACCCCUGUUGUGUGCGCGCUGACCAGUAUACUGGUCAUGGCAACGUGUGUCCGUGACUGCUCUUCACCCCAGACUAACAUGGAGAGCUACAUGUCUCGGCUCGAGAAGUUCAAGGCAACACAGGUUAUCAAGAGCAGAAUUCUUGGCGGACUGGGUUACAACGACCGACCAUUUUCUGCUACUUCACCUAUAAGGAAGGUGUCUGCAUGUAAACUGUUUAACAUUAUUGAUGAUGAUGAUGACACGACGACCGACCCACCAAGGGGAGAUUACUACGCCGAACUACUGGAAGUUAUCAGCUUUUCAGAACCGGCAGAAAGCUUCCGUGACGAGAACAUAAUACAGUUCAAAGUGGUCCGAGACAGUCAGGGGAGGAAACUCGAAGUGAAGAGUGCCAACGUUCUGGUGAAGCUUAGGUACACACGUUCAAAAAAACGAGGUCGGUCAUCUUGUAGGCAAAAGAACAGACGCUCUAACUUAAAAAAGAAACCACGAAGGUCAAGGUGUAAAUUAAUAAUUGUGUUGUCGAAUGUUAGUGAGGACGGAACUCCCGGUGAAAUAGUGACGACACUGAGGGCGGAUGUAAAGAAAACACAUUGGUUUAAACUAGGAAUUCCAAAACAACUUGUAGAAAAUGCAAUGCUUUCAGAAGAUCAGAUUAUAAGACUGCAUGUCCAUUGUCGCGGGUGUGGACGGCAUGUGCAGCUCGUUCUUGUUCAUGGAAGUAGGCGACGGCGAAAAUCAAAAGGAGGCAAACGGAAGGGAUCCAUGCGAGUAAUGCAACCCCGUAAACGACCCAAAAGACGCCUGAGUCAGACACGGCCGUUCUUGAUCAUGCAUACUAAGGUAGAGACAUUCAUUCGGUCCCGACGCCAAACUUCAGGUGACGAAGGUAUAUGUACUGGACGGGAUAUAUGUUGCAAGUCAGACUUACUGUUCAGUUUUCACGAAAUAGGUUGGAGCGACUGGAUUUUGUAUCCUGCCGCAUUCACCACAGGAAUAUGUUCUGGAGGAUGCCCAGUCGUGCAACGCGGGUUACAUGACCAAACAACAUCGGACAGUACCAACUGCAGCGCCAUCCAAACUGCGCCAUUGCGGGUGAUGUACUAUGACACGAGCGGGAAUAUCUUGACGAGCUCGCUACCUAACUUGAUAGUGGAGCGGUGUGGGUGUCGCUAAACACUUAUAGCCCAUCUACUCGUGCAAUCUCAUAUCUUCCACGGCGUCACGAACAAUUCAGGUUGUGAAAAGUCAUAUGUUAUCGCCAAGUUGUUUUGAAGUGGAUCUAGUUUGUAAGAAGAAAAGAGCGAAGAUAGCUACAUCCGCUGUGUAAGUGCUGUACCAUUAGUCUAGUUGUCACGCAUAGAGUGAUAUUUAGGCCACAUGCUACUUAUUCGGCUGCUUGAACAAUAAGUAGUUACAACGACGGCUUUCCAAUGGCCUCAUAUGCUGCGACAAACACACGAUUACUGACAGCAGACCUAUGUCAAAGAUUACGUUUCCUAUGACACAUUUAAGCUUCUAUGAGUGACAAAGAAUGACCUAAAGUUGACACAUUAGAGAUCGUACAACAGAUCUUCUCAACGACGUCCAGUCAACUGUUGUAGAGCUAGAAGGUCCCAACUGUUGGUUGCCACGGCAAUGGGAAACGAACGCCAUGAAAUAUCCAAUCAACUUCUAAAUACGACAGAUGAUAUCGUUCAACAGCGACAUGUUAGAUUGUUAAAAACAUACUUCCAACAAAUAUUAAAAAAGUAACGCUGUCAUCUUACUUACGCCUCACACACAAGGCCUCAUUGUGGGUCUAGAUCUACUCCCGUGUCAGAUCUCACACUUGAGGCCUCCUGCCUCCUGACACAUCACAUCUAAUGUCUUCUUUCGUAUCAAUAGUCGCACUUUAUGUUCAUUUCGCCUCAUUCUCGCCUUAUUUUAAUCCGAAUUAUUCUGACGUUUUAUCGACUUUUUUCAUAUCGGUCUGUCGUCGAUUAACGUCAGAAC